Messenger RNA from Polyodon spathula (Mississippi paddlefish), 1369 nucleotides. RefSeq names its product homeobox protein Hox-D10a-like. The record is from RefSeq and is a predicted model, not a curated record. The transcript is spliced from 2 exons. Gene Ontology annotation, cellular component: nucleus. Lineage: Eukaryota; Metazoa; Chordata; Actinopteri; Acipenseriformes; Polyodontidae. Bases 294 to 1298 code for a protein of 334 amino acids. Gene Ontology annotation, molecular function: DNA-binding transcription factor activity, RNA polymerase II-specific; RNA polymerase II cis-regulatory region sequence-specific DNA binding. Gene Ontology annotation, biological process: regulation of transcription by RNA polymerase II.
AAAUAGCUGGUUUCCCUUAAAAGAUAGUGCUUGGGUUCAAAUUGCCUUUUUCAGUUGCAUUCAAUUUCAAGUGCUCGUUCUAGGUGUCGCUGCAGACCGCAUCUGAGCUCUUAACCAAAGAACCAUGUGAUCACGUGACUCGAAGGGAGGCUGCGUCUCAAGGCCAUUUUCAAAUUCCAUUGGUUUGGCUGUCAUGUGGUAGUGCAGUGGCAUCGUGAAUUACACGGGGAUUGUUUUGCUAGAUAUGUCAGCCUAUAAAGGACAUCUCUCUCUUCUUUAAAAUCCUCUUCAAAAUGUCCUUUCCCAACAGCUCUCCUGCUGCUAAUACCUUUCUAGUUGACUCUUUGAUCGGUGCCUGCAGAGGUGAUAGCUUCUAUUCCAGCAGCAGUAUGUACAUGCCGUCCAGCACAGAAAUGGGAACUUAUGGAAUGCAAACCUGUGGACUACUGCCGUCUCUUGGUAAAAGGGGAGAACUUAACCACCAGAGCAUGGGCAUGAAUGUUCAUUCUUAUGUACCUCAGAUAGAUAACUGGGCAGAUCCGACCAGAGCGUGCAGAAUAGAACAACCCGCUACCCAACAGAUGCCCACUUGCACUUUUGCAACUAAUAUAAAAGAAGAAAUAACUUGCUGUAUGUAUUCUGACAAGAGAGCAAAGGUCAGCUCUUCUGAAAUUCCCGCCUACGCGAGCCUGAUACCCGAAUCCUGCCCUGUUGAUAAUCCCGAAGUCCCUGUCCCGGGGUAUUUUAGGCUGAGCCAGACCUACGCAUCCGGGAAAACACAAGAGUGCAGACACGCUUCAGAAACGAGUUCAAGCACAAUUCUGCAGCUAACUCGAAUUCAUUCCAAAUCUUCUCAUGCUGAAGCGGAAAAGAAAAUAAUUGAAAUUCCCAGUGCCCGAGAUUCAUCCAGGACAGCCCACCCUGUAGAAAGCGUAGAACGAAAGUCGAGCUCGCAAGAAGAAAAUAACUGCUCUGACGAAGCCUCUGACUCCAGUCCAGAAGUACCAGACAAGGAAGCGAAAGAAUGCAAAACAAAUAAACCAACAAGCAACUGGCUAACUGCAAAGAGCGGUCGAAAGAAAAGGUGCCCCUAUACCAAACACCAAACACUGGAAUUAGAAAAGGAGUUUUUAUUCAACAUGUACCUUACUCGAGAGCGCCGUCUAGAGAUCAGCCAAAGUGUGAACCUCACCGACAGACAGGUCAAGAUUUGGUUUCAAAACCGCAGAAUGAAGCUGAAAAAGAUGAGCAGGGAGAACCGAAUCCGGGAACUAACCGCGAAUUUGACCUUCUCGUGAGCACAAACGGGCACAUUCAAGCUGUAAACCAUCAGAGGUGCAUUGGGGACUAAAACAAUAUUUGUGUUUUU